Schizophyllum commune H4-8 is the source of this 574-nucleotide messenger RNA. RefSeq lists its product as uncharacterized. The transcript has a single exon. Lineage: Eukaryota; Fungi; Basidiomycota; Agaricomycetes; Agaricales; Schizophyllaceae. Bases 43 to 429 code for a protein of 128 amino acids. The record is from RefSeq and is a predicted model, not a curated record. Gene Ontology annotation, molecular function: nucleic acid binding; zinc ion binding.
AGUCUGUCGGACGAGCGCCAGAAUGACCCCACUACAUUCUGGAUGGACGACAAGGGAUACCGCUGGUGCAACGUCAACAGCAGGGACUGUCACCGUUGCGGGCGCUCCGGCCAUAUCGCCGCCUUCUGCAUGUUCGCCAUGCCUGAGGCGAUCAAGCAGAAGAUCAUGGACAAGGUGCACUUCAAUGCGAACAUGGCUGCCUCUAUGGCGGAGCUCGACGCGGAGGCCGAGCAGGGGUACCAGAUGGAGCAGGCUUAUGGCACGUAUAUUGUUCCUGCCCGUCGGUCGUCCCCCUCUCCUCCUCCUUCUCCGCGUCCUGCUUCCCCCGCCCACUCGUCCUCGGCCACCACCCCCGUUCACCAGGGUUGUCCCCCUCGCUCGUCGAAGAACAAGCAGAGGAGUGCGCCGAAGAUAAUGCUCUUCACGUGAUGGAUAUAGGAGGAUGCGAAUUUGGUGGGAGUUGCAGGAUCCGGUGGGAGCUUGGUUAGGUGGGAGUUCUCUUGUGGUCCGGCGCACAGGUGGGAGUGUUGGGAUUGGUGUGCUUGGACCGGCCCAAUGGGGAAGUCCGCCAAAU